CCUUCGUGGGAGACGCGUCUGUCUUCCGUGAUCGCGUCGCACCGGUACGCAUGUUGUCAUCAUUGCACAGCAACCGUUGACCCCUAGUAGCACGCGAAUUCUCUUCGGAUCUCGCGAGUUACGAAUACGCAACGGGGGAGAGCAAGAGAAAGAGAGAGAGAGAAGAGGAGUUUGCAUCAACGUCGAGUACGACGUAUACAAGGACGGUGACCGCGUCGCACGAGGCUCAACAGUGAGAGGGAGAGAGGGAGGGAGAAAGUGCGUGGACAAAGGAGAGAGGAGAGGAGAGGAGAGGAACGCGAAGAAAAAGCUCUUUCUCUUGCUCUUUCUCUCUCUAUACCUCACCGGCUUUCCACACGAAUCGAUACCACGCGACCGUCGUCGUCGUCGUCGUCUUCUUCGUCGCCCGCCGGUCGUUCCUCUCUCUCAACCUCUUCUCGACCGCGAGUGCUCCGUUUUUUUGCCCGCCGCUGGACCUCGUGCGCGUCCUUCCACGAAAUUCGACCGCAAGGUCGCCCCGAGGACCGUGACAGUACUCACUACGCUGAUCUCCAUUUUCGUUACGAUCGAUACGUCGAUCGAUGCGGUUGGUGGAACGAUACGAGAUCGAUAAUCGAAGAGGUAAUGGCGAUCGUUGUUCGGACAGAGAAGUAAAGUUCGGAAAAGGUGAGCCGUGUUUUAUAGUGCGAAGCCGAGAUCUUUGAAAGGAAACGUUCCCUCUCGCGUACGCAGUGUUUUGUUUAUUCGUGAACCGGUCACAGGAUUGUAGUGCGUAUGUCCCUAUGUGCCACGUGACGUUUGUUUAUUUUUGGUGCUUUUUAUCGUCGCUCGGCCAACGGUAAUCUUACUACGCUUCACACCACAGAUACGAUUUCGGCUUCCGGAAUUGACCUUCGACAAGCCAGGUGUUCGUCGACUUUCACCACGCGUAUCUUCGAAGAUGUAGUUCUGAGACAUCGAGACAGAGGAACAUAGACAGAUAACACGGAUCGCCGCAGUGCAAUUCGCAGCAUCGUGAGACAGAGGGGCUGUGAUGAGGGAAGCCGGUUAAGGGAUCCUGUGUCGCGCAGGCGCCGCGCCGGUAGGAGUACAGGAAAGAUGCUGCCAUCCUCGAGAGCUUUAUUAAGCCCGCUGCUGCUUCUAAUCAUCGCUGGAAGCACCGGUGCCUUCAGCUCUCGACAAGGAGAAUGCACGUUUCCACCGAAAUGGGAAGGCACCUGGUUUCAGAGCGGAGUCAGACAGCCGAUCGUGAUCUCCAGAAACGAGCUGUCAAGCAAGGGCAGGUGCCUGCACAACGAAGGCGACAAGUUCCUUCUAGUGGACCAAAAAUCCUGCUACCGUUGCGUCGUCAUUCACGAGAAACACUCGAACGUUCUUCAGUACAAAGAAACAUACUGUCACGGGCGAAACUCGCUGUCAUCUUUGUGCUCGUACAUCACGGGCGAUGCCCUGCUGUACUCGAUGUUCAGGGAGGAGGCGACACCUGUGCCGUGCCCUUUUCGUGGACCCAUGACCUUCUCCUAUAACAGGGGCCACGGGACUUGCUCGGUGCCGGCCAGCAACGUCGACACCUGCACCGACGACAGCAGAUUGCUAUUCAGAUACCAAGCCUGUCCCGACAUAUCGGCCUCCGAGAGCGCAGUCGAAGAGCUGGAAUGCCUGGCUACCUGGAAGGAGGGCAGCAGUCGUUACCUGGUCGGCCGUUUACAUCACGGACACGCGUCGAGCAACGAAGAUCGAUACCGAUGCUUCGUCUACGAGAAGGCCACGGCCGGGCAGACGGUGCAGAGCAAUCUGCACAGAGCUGCCAUGGGCAUAGGAGCGAUGGAUCACGAUGUCGGUUUGCAGACCGGACCGGUGCCCGAGGGCGCGGCCGAGAUAUACCGGGUGGCACAGAGCGGAGACGCCACGUGCAAUGGCCUGUUCAGCCCCAUGGAGGGAUCCAGGAUUAUGACACUCAUGAAAGUCUCGCCACCUGGCCAGUGCCGAUUCCCCAGCUGGUUGACAGGGCAUUCCAGCGGAGGACUGACCUGGCACACCCUCGACCUGACCAGGUCCUACACGUUCCAUCCACGCAACGCUUCCCUGCACGUAACCAGAACGAACGGGACUGCCUCGAGAUUCGAAGGUAGUCCCCUCGAUGGCCAAUACGUACCUGGACAGGAAGAUCAGGACGUGAAAAUAUUGUGCAACAGCAUUAAACAGUCCAGCUCUGCCCAGGCAAUAACCAUGACUAUGCUGGUCGCCCACUUCACUGUCGGAUGUCGGAGCGGGUUCACGUGCAUGAGUUUUUACCGGAGGGACGGCCACGUGAUAGAGGUGCAAACCGGAAGCGCCGUUUCGAGACCGGAAGAAGCUUGCAGUUCGCCCCACUUCCAACAGCACAACAUACCUUUCCUCACCUUAGUCACGAGUUCCCCGGAGCCGCGUACGUGCCCGUACCUGGGCAAAUUCACGGUGACCGGCGUGAACCGGAACCAGCGGAACAUCCGUGAAAGCCGGAGGAACCAGCAGCAGCAGCAGCAGUACCAGCAGGAGGGUGUCAGACGUGAAAGAGAGAAGGUUCGACACGCCCAGGAGCGCACCCAGGAGGACCGACGGGUUCGGAAGCUCGAUUUCGAAGCUGAGAAACGUCGCGCGAACAACGAGUACCUCGUACACGAGCGUAUGGGCCGCCGCGCCAGAUCGAAUCGCAACAAUCGCAACCACCGCGAUCACAGCUUAGAAGAGAUGUCCUCGAAACGGAACAUGGACAUAGAGGACCUGCUGUACUCCAGAUCCAAGGUUAGGUGGCCCGAAGAGCAGGACGCGAGGUUGAAAGUGAGAAGAUCGCACGAUUUGGAGAAACGUUCGACCGAGGGUAACAGGUCCAGGAGGAACCCGAAGAUGGAGGACUUCCGGGUAGAUACGGACUAUUUCACGCGAAUCAGACAAUUUUGGAUGGCCGAUUUCGAGGACGACGGUUCGAGCAUGCUCGAGGUCCAGGAAGAUUACUUCGGCGAUUACCCGGACACAGCUGAUCUGCCCAAGAAGAGAUCGGGAAGAGAAGAGAGAAAGCUAAUGCCGAAUCUCCUUACCAGGACGAGAAGGGACGUCCACGAUCUCGAAUCCGAUGAUGGGUCCGCUGAGAGAAGGGAAAAGAGAGAAGAGGAUAUCUCUAGGUGCAGUUCCGAAGUCACUACUAUUACUAUUGGCUGCUCGACUGCGGACAGAAUGGAGUUUCAGACGGACUGCGUCGAAGACAACGCGAUUGCUUACUCGUGCCACGGUCGGUGGUUCGACGCUGAAGGCACCCAAUUCGUGAUCGCAACGCAAUUGGCGCCGGGCACGAGUUGGUCGAACGAGAACAACAGGCCGCAGCCGUACAGGAACACCCGCAGACUGUGCUUCAUGUACAAAGAGAGCGGCGGUGUCGUCAGUCUGACUGCCAGCGAGGUGGCCUGCCAGAGGGGAAUACCGCCACCCCCGCCGAUGUUGGCCUUCAACGCUACCAGUACCGGUCAGUGCAUGGAAGAGAACAGGGGCUUUGUUGCUCGAUCGACGUACCUGAUGAUCGUCACGCUGACGGCGAUCGUCGCGAUAUACAGGUGAUUCUAAUCGAACGGACGACGAUCUCGCGACCGUUAAAAAAAAGCAGAAUUCGACACAGUCAGUUUGUAAUCUGGGUUUCACAUUGGACACCGUGCGGGUGACGAGGUGGUGGUACACGUGUAUAGAAAUAAAUAAAUAUAUAUUAUAUAUACUCGCCUUCGUCGCGAAUCACACACCGGGGAUGAAGGAUCGGUCGAGCGACCGGCAAGGGGGAAAGGAAAGGAACAAUCGAUAAACUUUGAACACUCCUCUCUCCGUCAGCCUCUCUGAUCCGACAGAAUUUCAGAAGUACGAAGAAGAGACGAAAGAAGAAGCGAUAAGUAAACGAGAACAGGCGCUCCUCUUGAGGUCGAGACUCGUUCCAGCCGAGGGGGGUCUCUCCUGAUUCGAUUCGAUGCUGUGGAACGAAAAAUAAAGUCGCCUAUAAUAAAGAGACAAGAGGCAAAACUCUGAUUUCUUUCGAUGUAAGAGUUACACGAGAGGUCGGGUGAAGGAGAGAGAUAGAGAGAGAGAGAGAUGGUGCAGGGAGGAUCCGAUCAACGGAAGGGUAGCUCCUCGAAGGAAAUUUUUUUCCCCGAGGAAGAAGGAGGAACUGCUUGUUCCUUUUCCAGGGGGGUUGGCUCGUAAGAAAGGGUUCUUACCCCUCUGGUCAGUAGGUUUUUUACCGAUGUAGCUCAUAGGCACUAGCUAAUUAAAAAUCAAGUAAAGCUAACGAACGUAAUUACACACAACUUUUUAUGGUUAGACCAUAUCACGAGAGCGAGAUCGAUCGGAUUUAUUGGCGGAACGAACGAUGGUGGGGGGAACGGGGAAAUCUGGUCGCGAGCGAAAACAGCGCGAGAGAAAGACGGUGUCUCAUUUUUUAGUUAGUAAAAAGGACGAUCGACGAUGGUCGUUAUCUUUUAAGGUAGAAACUACAUAGCGAAUAGCUUUAAUAAGGCGCGAGCGGGAAGCAGCUUACUCGGCAAAUAUUUUUUACACCGAACACGUCUUUUCUUUCCACGAGGGCACGGUGUACCGUGUACACAUAUUGUAACGUAACUUGUAAUUAUGAUGAAGGAAGUGAUGGACGAACUUUUCUAUAGAAACAUCGAAGCUACCGUGGCAACGCACCGAUCUAACAUUUUUAAACGAGACAUGAAUUUCUCAUGAAUAGACUGCGGAUUUUUAUGCAAUACAAAACAUUCAGGAAACGUGCUGCAGCUGGAAAUUUCAUUCAUUAUUUAAGAAUCGUGAUAUGUAUGCAGUUUCCGAUGUUUCAUACAGUUUUAUACGUUCCUCUAUGCAUUCUUUAUAUGUACUAUUCCGAUUUUUUCCUAAAUGCAUCAAAUCCGCGGCCUAGUUAUGAAAGAUACAGGACCGAAUUUACAACGAACCGGACGUCGCGACGUCGCCGCCGCGCCAACAGGUUUUCGAUCGGUCGAUCCAGAAACUCGGACGACGCGGAAUUCAAUUACCAACGCGGAAUAUUAGCAGACGUAUUAAAAGUUGAUCGCUGUAUUACGUAACAGCUACAAAGGGUUAUUAGCCGUGUUAUAGCUGAGUGUAUGCCGUGGCUAUUAUAUAAUAGCCCCAGUAAUAGCCGCUGGCCGUAUUAAUAACCGAGCGGGAGGAAAAACAUAUUUCAAAGCUUCCGGGUUAGCUGCCAUUAUUUUUCUAUAAAAAGGAAUAAAACGCCGCGCGUCCCUUGUUUCGAAGACGGCCGAUGCCACUCGGAUCUCUCAAUCCAAAAUUAUUGCCGAGUAAAGAGUGAACAUAAAACUGAUCGAGAAUGCGAAAAAGGGUGUCAAGAGUGUCGAUGAAGUUAUCUUUAAAAGAGAUCUAAUACAGAUCUAGAACUAUUUCUUCUGUAUCGAAAGCAAUUGGAAAAGUUUCUUCCUUUUUUCAGUAAUGCGUUCCUCUAGAUUUGUAUUAGGCGCGAAAAUGGAAAAGAGCGAAGAAAGUAUCAGGGUCGAGUAAAAUUUAGUUUCGUAUCGCGAUUCAUCAAUAAAUAAAUUCGCCGUAUCGAUUGCAAGUUAGCGCGCUUGUUGCGAAUUUCGUGAACGGCCAAACGCAUACGUCGCUCCCGAUGAUGAAUUUAAUACAAAUAUUUCUGGUAUUUCGGGAACAACCACUAUUCCGAUCAUUCAAUUAACUUCAAUCGGGGCCAAUGUACAAUGAUGGCCAAUUUCGCGAGCGCCGCUGAAAUUUAUUUCAUCGCCUCGUGCUGAGGCCCCACUUCGCGAACGCUUUUUUAAUAAGUGCCACAGUUUUUCUCCGCCAUUACCGGCGAAAUCAGGCUGCGCGAAUUCGAAUACAAAUCGGAGCCGUGAACAGAUUUUUCGCGGAAAGCUUUUCCCGGCGCGCAACAGAGUUUUCACAGAUGAGGGAUGACGAAUCGUCCGAGGGGUAGCUAGGGGCGGGGAGGGGAGGUAUGUAUCGAUAGACGGCCGACCGUGUAAAGUGUAAAAUUGUAACUGUGAUGGAUCCUUCAGCCGUUGUAGCGACACGCGUUGAUCACGCGUUCCUCUUUCGCAACGUUCGUUCCGUACGACUCCGAUUCUUUCUUCGCUACGAUCUUACUCGUUCUCGUUUUUCCUUUGUCAUACGUUCCGCGUCGGUUUCCGGAAAAAGUUCCUUCGACGAUUAAUCUAUCGAUGGAUCGGUAAAAAGCAAUAUUGGAACGGAAAACAAAUCGUUUCAUGUUUAUCUACCCAUCGGUCCGAUAUUUUAAUGAAAAAACUGAACAAGUUAAAUAUUUUAUAUUGAUAUUUCUAAUUUAAAUAUUUUGUCUGUUCCAACAGAUUCUUGAAAUAAUUCAUUGAUCGAAAAUUGCAUUUUACGUAGGAAGGAAUUCUUCACGGGAAGCGAACGCGCGCGUUAACGUAAGCAAUAAGCAAUAAAAGUUCACGCAACGGCUCAACUGUGUGCACGAAAGAUGUUGCGUUUCGUACGAAACUGAUAAAGAUCGCGAGAUUGUGCCGGGGAUAGAUAGUUUCUAUGGCACUGGUUUGUCGGCGAAUAAGAGAGAGAGAGAGAGAGAGUGCGUGAUAGAGCGGGAGAGAGCGAGAGAAAGAAAGAGAGAGAGACAGAAUUAUAGGACCGAUCGAUCGCGAGGGUAGGACGCUACGAUAUUAUUGUAACUAAUACAGAGUCUAUAUUAUAUUAUUGUACAAGCAUCUUUGUAAUAAUUAACCCGGACCGAGUGACGAGAGAGGAAAAACGAAACGGGGAAGCACCGUAGAAGAGUACGCAACAAAUGCAUAGAAGGCGCAGAAAAAACGUUGAAAAAUCACAAAAAAAAGAGAGAGCGAACGAUGAAAGAGAAGCCAAUCGCUAUUUUACCACUUUUCCAGUCGCGUUAAACGUAGUUUUUACGCCGUCACACUUCCCUUCCCGUUCAUUUUUGCGACGAGAGUAGCCCUGCGAUCCGAGAGACAAAAGAUUGUCCUCCAUAGCCGGUAAAAUUUAUUCGCCUAUUUUUCUCACUUUUUUACAUGUUAUCGACGACAAAAAUUUCUUUGCUCCAAAGACUCCCUUUGCGCGAGGGAACAUCUUAUUGGAAACGAGCGCGGCAUCGAGCGUAACAACGUGGAUAGGAUAAAAAAAAAAGAAUGCCUGUCGGCGUCGUGGUGCUUCUUCCUAGAAGAGAAGAAAAUAGCGGAGGGGAAAAUGUCCGCAGAGCAUGCGGAAAAAUGCGACGGAUCAAAGGCCCCUCACGGAGGCGUCCAUUUAAUCGAGUGAAAGACGCGCUCCUUUUCAGGGUUCUCAGAAGAAGAGAAGGACCGAUCGACUUUCGUUAGGCUUCUCUUGGCCGAGUACCUUCUCGGCAAGUUACUUUUACCGUCGUUGCGCACAGAAAAUCAUGGAUUACCGAGCCUUCCUAUCAUCUUUUUCUUUACCGCGUCUCCUCUUUCCCUUCAACGAUUUUACGUCUAUUUUUUUUUCUUAUUUCGUUCCCUUCGAGUAGAGUCACUUUAGCGGUUAGGACUUUUAAAACGAUUAGCACCUUAGACACCGUACCGUACCUAAGAAGAUGCAGUGUAUUUAGCGUUAACCUUAAGGUUAUAGCGAUUAAGGAUUACUCUAGCUUCAUAGGGGUAAUAAGCUCAUUGUGACAGCAAUCAGAGGUGCCCCGCGGUCGGAACCAUCUCCAACCAUUUCAUCUUUACGCUUCUUAACGAACAGUCUCGGUUCCCCGGUGCAGCUUGGAGCGUGCGUGAGAAAUACACCGAGGAAUUUUGUGCAAAAUAAAUCGAUUAAGAAAAUUCAUUUCUUUUAUGAUUUAAGCACUGCAAUAUAUGGGCACUUUUCGUACAAUUUUACGCAUCAGAUGCAACAGUUAUCUUUUUGCAAAUGCAUCAAAUCCACAGUGUAACGAUAAAUGUCAAAGAACAUAAUAAGACAGCGGGCGGCAAAAUUGCUUAGAUAUUCAAAUUUCGGAAACAGUCCCGGGGUGCAUGAUGUUUGAACUAUCAUACCGAAAGUCAAAUAUUGGGAGGCGAAGUCGAUGGCCGAUCGAAAUUCUACAAGUUUAAACGGGUCGCCAAAGUCUCGCCGCAAAUUACCGAUUCGACGACUAAUCGGAUUAGCCGAGUUUCUCCUGUUCGGAACCGUGGACGACAGUCAAUAAGAAAACAAAUUAAGGAAGUCGAAAUCAAUCGUCCAGACAGAUGGGUGAAAGGUCCGUUUGCACAAAGUCUGCAGUCCAAAGAUAAACAGUGAAAGUAUUUUCUGUAUAAUAGAUGAAAAUGGAAAGAGUAGUGUAUCGCGGGUGUUCUAUUCGUGGUUAUUCUAUUACUUUCGAUUUGCCCGACACAAACAACGCCGAGGGAUUUGAUAAUUAUCAGAGCAUCCCCAAACAUCGUUACUGACCGACCGCCUAUGCUCGCGCUGCCGGCCUCUCGUCAAACAUUAUGCGCUUCGCUUAAUGAGAUUGAUGCAAUCGGUCGACGCAUUUAAUCCAGUUAAUUUACAUUGAGUCCUAAUAUCGCACGCGAAUAUUCCGCUAAUGCAGUCGGUAAUGAGAAACAGAAAAUUGCUUGCGCACACCCUAUGAACCCCGCCGUUCCACGCGCGCGCGAUACACCCACCCACUGUCUGUUCCCGACUUGUUCACGCUCGUGCCCCCUUGUUUUCGUUGAAUCAUCUCGAAUUUUACACGGUAGAAGUUAAUUCAAUCAAAAUUCGCGACCGAUCUCGAUCGCAUCGACGCUUUCCAAUGACCAAGGACCAUAAUUUUUAUUUUCGUGGCCCGCUUUGACGCGUGAACGGAAAAAGUUUAAUCGUGAGAGAAAAAAAUGGGGCGAACUAAAUUAGUCGAGCGAGGCGAGGGUAGGAGGUAACAGUUGGGGCAGAGGACGGGGGACAAAGAUGAGCUGGAUGUCGUGGGAAUCCAGCGGGAAAAGCGGGCAGAGAGUCAGAAACAGGACGCGUUUACGCGACCUGGAUGGCGGUUAACGAUUUUAUGGAAACCCGUCUAAUAGGAUUAUCGGAUUACUUCCGCGUCGGUGCGGGUGCUCCACCGCGGUUUAUUAUUCCCCACACAGUGGAUUAUAAGCUCGUUCUUGAAUCUUAUUCGUCUCGUAUAACAGUCUCUAUGCGCGCAGCGCCUCAGGACGCGAUUCGUGAAAACGCUGCGGUUCACUCGCGUACGAAAUUAGCACCGGUUCCGAAUGUUGCGAAUCUAAUUGCGCGAUGGUUAAUCCGCGCUACUGUGAUUUCCCGGACGAUCUUCGCUAAACAACCGUUUAACGAGCUCGCGGAAUUAGAAUCGUGCUUCUACGCUGUUUCAGCCACAAUAACAAUGGUAAUUAAAACCUAACUCGCUAUCAAAGAAACCUUUAAUGAUGCCGCGUGACGCAUCCACUGAUUCGAAAGAUUCGAGAGAAUGGCCAUAUGGGAAACGGGUGGCACCCCGCUCGAACGGCUCGCGUACGCUCCAGCGAACCGGGGACGUUUUCAAUCAAGGGACAAUCAUCCCUCGACUUCGAAUCGAAUCUUUUUAUCGAAUCAUCGCGGCCCAUCGUUUCCCUUCUUCCGAAACGUCAGCGGCCGAUCAUUGAACAACGACGGGGAAAUACACUUCUUUCGCGGCGAGGGUACAUAUACGGAGCAAUAUAUGAGAGCGUGUGUGCGCGUGCGUGGUUAUGUGUGUGCAUGUAAGACAGAUUCAACUAUAAAGGACAGAGUCCGAGGGUAGAGUGAGUACCCUAAUGGAGGAGGCAAUAUUUUAUAAUACGGACAAAACAUACCACCUGAGAAUAUCCGAUACUUUGUUACUUUGAUUUUCAAUAAAUAACUAUUAUCGGUGUUACAACAAAGUCACCUGCAAUCAAUCCUUCCGAAUCCCGAGCGUUCAUUCAAUUAAUUGAAAGUUAACUCCUAGGAUACGCGUGCAUAGAAAUGAUCACGAUCAGACAACGGAUUUGACCCACUUGGUAAAAAACUUUGAUGUGCACAAGUAGACAUCGUUAUCUCUCAAGCGCAAAUGGAAUCUCAAUUUAUAUUUCGUUCUUUAAAAGUUGUUUCUUGUAUAAAAAUCCGCAGUCUGCUCGUGAUACAUGUAUAUUAUCGUGUACUAUGUGUGCGUUUAAUAAAAGGACCGCGGGGCAAGAAAGCGAUCUGGUGUACGGGGACGGUAGGUGCGCUCUUGAAACUUUCAAACUCGCCCGAUUCGAAUUGAAAAGCGCAAACUUGCUUUGAAACGCUUAACGAGCUUUUCUAAACAUUCAGUCCAUAGCAUCAGUGAAACGUUCGAAAAGAGACUAAUCACGGCGGAAAAUUAUGAAUCACCUCGUCGCGUCACGAUCCACUGGGUCACGGCCAAUGAAAAAGAGACUUCGCUCCUUGUUUAGCGAUCUGGGGCAAAAGAUUUUUCCAGGAAAAUAAUCUACGCGACCGUUUAUAUGUAUCCUUCGCUUCAAAGACUAUCUAAAUUGGAUGAACUCGACCAAAUUUCGUUUUGUUAUUUGAUUUUCCAAUAAGAUACUAAGUCUUGUGAACGCGGGUGUACAUGGAUAGGCGUACGCUUUGGUGAAACGGUUAAUAGAAUGUCGAUUCUCUGGAUGACACGUGUCGGAUGUGAUCGGGGGAUAAAAGCUGCCGGGACAAACGGUGUCGAUAAAGCUGGAACGACUCGCGAACGAGCUCGUCGGUGUACAAGCUACUUUUUUUUUGUUAGCUCUGUUAUUUGUUUGUUCCGUUGUUUGUUCGUUCGUUACAAAAAGUAUCUCGCGAGGACGACUGACAUGCUUCUUGCAUCGUAAAAUAAAACCAAUUCCCGAUUUACAUUGUAUCAGUAACAAAGCGCUGUUACAUCAGUUCCAUACUAUCUACUCGCAGCUUUUCGUAACUGUACAUUCGUCUUCAACGGUAUCUCUUCAUUAUUCUGCGAAAGCUCAUACUUCAAAGAAAUCGGUAAUAGCGUUCUAUUGGUAAAACCAUAGCACCGGAUGUAACAGAUAAAAAUGGCAAAAAUAACUAUUAUUAUAUUUUACUUUACGGGUUUAUGUAAGAUUCAAAAGAAUGCGACUUAUUAUUAAUUAUUUUAUAACGAAGCAAAAUAUGUUGCAAUUUCGGUUGUGCGCGUAGAUUAAUCGCGUUGGCCGAUUGAGCGCGACGAGCAGAGCAUGGGAGACGGGUUGGAAUCGUGCGCCGACCUCCACGCUCGAUUACGACUUUUCAGCUAGCAUACUACUGUGCGUUGCGAAUUGUGCAAUCACGUCGAAUCAACGAAGCGGCGCGACGCUCGCAAUCGAGCCCGAUUAAAGAUCGGCAUGCGAUCGCUCCCCCCGGACACUGAUAAUUUGCAGAAUCAUUUGCCAGUGUAAUUGACGCCGUGGGGUAGUUGGAAAACCGACCGAUCUGCGUUUUAUAUACCCGUUACCUUGAAAUUACCAAACUAUUAUUUCAUGAAUGUUCUCAUCGUGUCAUAUCGCACUUUAUUUCAUUACUCGAUGAAAACCAAUCGAUCUUCUAUUUAACACUCGUUUGUUUCAAUGCAGAACGUACAGUAGUUUUCUGAAUUACGGAAUUCAAACGACUUACAAUAGAUUAUUCCUGCGAUAAUCGAUUGAUCCUGAUAAAACCAACGAAGAAGUAAUUUCAAGGUGAACUUUUCUAUGUCAUGAUCGUUUAGUAUUAUUAUCAGACGUACAGAUAAUAGACCGAUCGUCCCCGUUGUUCCGGAGUAAAAAAAAUACUGAACGAAGUUAAGAUAAGAGGAGGUUAGUGUAGUUUGGAUGAAUGACGAAAAAGCAAUAGCGCGUGAACGGUGCGUGAACAUGUGGGAGACGAGUGUCGUGAUGAAAGAGAAACGCUUUGCGAAUGACGAGUAUGUAAGCUACCUGUGCCUUGUAACAAACUAUGUAUGUAUAUACGUAUUAUACAUAUACGCAUGGUCACACGAGGAGAGAGAAGUACAUACAUACGUACAUUAUAUACGACACAUGUAACGCGUAAAACUUUCACGGUAAUCUAUAUAUGUUUAAUGUCGGCAUCUCUUCUGGAACGCAGCAUGGAAAGUGAUCGAGUCCCCUCUCGGAAUUUCGUUGAAUGCGCGCGCGUGCUCGAUAACACGGGAAAAACGACGGAACGGAAGUGUGCCAGCGAAUAGAAAAGGAAAGAUGACGAACCGUUGUUGAAUGAAACUGAUGAAAAUAGCAAUAAUCGAAUCUCAGACUGUACUAUUAAACGGGCAAAGUGUGCGGGAAAGAGAUUGAUGAAGAGUGAACGCAAUUUUUGUUGUCGCGGCGGCGACGCGCGAGCGUGUUAAUUAUUAUAAAUACUGUUACAGUGUCUUGCUACAUUGGGGAGAUUAAAAUAAAAAAUCUCGAAGCUCGAA
Molecule: messenger RNA, 12415 nt
Organism: Ceratina calcarata
Lineage: Eukaryota; Metazoa; Arthropoda; Insecta; Hymenoptera; Apidae
Exons: 12
Coding region: 1099-3591 (830 amino acids)
Biological process (GO): autophagosome-lysosome fusion
Source: RefSeq, a predicted model, not a curated record